AUGUCUGCGGCGCAAGAGUCGGCGCGAAAGAAGGUUGCGAUUGUGGGCUCCGGAAUGGCUGGUCUUAUCUCGGCCUUCUUGCUGAGAACCGACCGCCGGGGCCGGUAUGAUGUUGAGAUCUUAGAGAUGCAGGAUCACUUGUCACUCGAUUCGGCUUCCUAUACCCUCGCAACCAAAGAUGGUCCUUCCUCUCAACAAUCCCGGCUGGAUUUGCCCAUGCGUGUAUUCGCGGGUGGUUACUAUGAAAAUUUGAAACGCAUGUACGAAUAUUUCAACAUAAAGUUCAUCUCACCACGAUUUAUAUAUACCCUAUCAAGCCUCCCCAAGUCGGAAGGGCAACAAAUCUCUCCCCACUUUAUCCAUUCGUCCAACAACCAUACAAUUCCUCCGCUACAACCGGUCGAGAGCUCGUUCGGUGCGUGGAUUUUAGAACUCGUUUACCUGGCGAUAUGUUAUUUCUGGUUCACGGCCUGUUGCUUCUGGGUCAAGCCCAGACCGGCGCCUACUUUUGGAAAGGACGAGUCGUUUCGCCAGUACCUGGAACGGAUUCGGUUACCCCGGUACUAUGUCAACAAUUAUCUACUCCCGCUAGUGUCAAGUGUGACAACAUGCACACAUGACGCCGUGCUUGCGUUUCCUGCAAAUGACAUUGUCGAAUAUGAAAGGAGGACCUUCAGAAAGCCCCAUUUCCUUGUCGUCGGGGGUGUGCGCAAAGUUCAGGAGAAACUGGCCGAGAAUCAAAAGGUACACUAUGGCGCCAAGGUUUCGCAAGUCCAGGACAUCGGCAACAACGAGGUCCAGGUGAGUUGGACCACUAGAGACGGUCAGGCCCAUGCCGAGUCCUUUGAUUUUGUGAUUAUGGCGGUCACCCCUGAUGUCGUCGGUGCAAUCUUCCCUCCUCUACGGAAAGUCAUGGCUGAAAUACCGACUGUCCCUGUGGAAUCGGUUGUACAUUAUGAUUUCUCCCGCAUAUCUCGAUGUAGCAAUCAUCUGAAGCAGCAGAUGCGCCCGGACCAAUCCAACUCGUCUGUGGGGUUCAAUCUUGCGCAGCCAAUCCACAUCUGCUCCGAUUUAUCAGCAUCGGAGUCGAUACACGAACAUCCUUCAUCUGCCCUUAUAACCACCUUUCCGAUUGGCCCCAUUGAUCCGGACAAGGUCGUCCACCGGGCCAAGUUUACUCGUGUGUUGCGAACGACUAGGAGUAGGGCCAUCGUCAACCGCGUGGUCAACACCACGCCCUAUCAGCACUUCCUGGGGGAGAAGCAGGAAGCCUGGAGGAAUGGAGACGGAAACGUCUUCCUCGUCGGGGGCUGGUGCUGGGAUGGCAUGGUUAUGCUAGAGGGUUGUAUCUUUUCAGCCAUGCGAGUCGCCAACUGUCUCGAUGUGGAGAUCCCAUGGUUGGCCAACAACCCUCUUUCUCGAUAG
Molecule: messenger RNA, 1425 nt
Organism: Aspergillus steynii IBT 23096
Lineage: Eukaryota; Fungi; Ascomycota; Eurotiomycetes; Eurotiales; Aspergillaceae
Product: FAD/NAD(P)-binding domain-containing protein
Exons: 2
Coding region: 1-1425 (474 amino acids)
Molecular function (GO): oxidoreductase activity
Source: RefSeq, a predicted model, not a curated record